Messenger RNA from Arabis nemorensis, 228 nucleotides. Lineage: Eukaryota; Viridiplantae; Streptophyta; Magnoliopsida; Brassicales; Brassicaceae. The record is from the annotation of a GenBank genome assembly.
AUGUCAAUCAGAAGUUCAGAAUUUGAUCCUCGUACGAUUUACGAUUCUAUCAAAGAAACUCUCGAGAGUGAGGGUUUUGAAGGAAUCAACACCGAAGGGACUAAACAAAUGCGAAAUUUACUUGCUUGUUACUGGACAUUGAAGAAUCGUGCACCAGGAAACUUGAUUAUUCUCUCGAAAGACAUGGUCCCUGACAAGAUCUUUCAUUUCGAAGCAUUGUAUUCCUGA